Molecule: messenger RNA, 3470 nt
Organism: Anolis carolinensis (green anole)
Lineage: Eukaryota; Metazoa; Chordata; Lepidosauria; Squamata; Anolidae
Gene: extl2
Product: exostosin like glycosyltransferase 2
Exons: 5
Coding region: 243-1238 (331 amino acids)
Cellular component (GO): membrane
Molecular function (GO): glycosyltransferase activity
Source: RefSeq, a predicted model, not a curated record
AAAAGGCCACCGAAAGGGAAGGGAUUGCCGGCUUUGGCUCAGCCCCUCUUGCGCGCCUCUCGCGUUGCGAUGGAUGUUUUUCAGUUGCAGUGGAAGCUCUUCAAGCGGAGCCUGGGAGGGCGGCCUGCCUGCCUUUGCUGACCCGGUGGGGCGGAGGAUGUGACAUCGCAGGCAGCAAAGAAAAAACAUUGAUUAAACAUAGAGUUCCUUGUCACACUAACAAUCAACCUUCCCGUGAAGGAAUGAGGUUUUAUCAUACCUGCAAGCUACCUGGAAGAAUUAUGGGGAUUCGGCUGCUUCACUUUUCCUCUGUAGUGAUCCUUUUGCUGCUUCUGGUGGCAGGCGCCUUAACUGCUUUGCUGCCAAACAUUAAGGAAGAUAAAAUGCUUACUUUGCGAAGGGAAAGAAAAUCCCAGAGUCAGCCUGCUUCAGACUCAUUUACUCUCAUUAUGCAGACAUACAACAGAACCGAUUUGCUCUUGAAGCUUUUGAAUCAUUAUCAAGCAGUUCCUCAUUUGCACAAAGUGAUUGUCAUAUGGAACAACGUUGGGGAGAAAACGCCCGAGGAAACCUGGAACUCCCUGGGACCUCAUCCUAUCCCAGUUAUCUUCAAAGUGCAAACCGUGAAUCGCAUGAGGAACAGACUGCAGGUUUUCCCUGAGCUAGAAACAAAAGCUGUUUUGAUGAUGGAUGAUGAUACCCUUGUUAGUGCCUAUGACCUAGUUUUCGCUUUCUCCAUUUGGCAGCAAUUUCCAGAUCAAAUAGUGGGAUUUGUUCCUAGGAAGCAUGUGCCUACUCCUUCAGGGAUAUACAGCUAUGGGAGCUUUGAACUGCAGGGUCCUGGCAUUGGAAACGGGGAUCAAUAUUCAAUGAUUCUGAUUGGAGCAGCUUUCUUCAACAAUGAAUACCUAGAACUCUUUCAAAAACAGCCUGAAGCUGUGCAUGCCAUGAUAGAUGACACUCAAAAUUGUGAUGAUAUUGCCAUGAACUUCCUGGUGUCAAAACAUACUGGGAGGCCCUCAGGUGUGUUUGUAAAGCCAGUCGAUAUCAGGAAUUUAGAAAAAGAGAGUAACACCGGCUACUCCGGAAUGUGGCAUCGACCCGAACACUUGCUCCAAAGGUCUUUCUGCCUAAAUAAAUUAGUUAAUAUCUAUGGCAACAUGCCCUUAAAAUACUCAAACAUAAUGAUUUCCCAGUUUGGCUUCCCAAACUAUGCAAAUCACAAGAAUAAAAUAUAGGAAUUCCCUGCAAGACAAUGCUUCGACCUGUUUCCCAGCAAUCAAAAAGGCACACAAACAAGAGAAGGGAAUACAUAAGGGUUUUGUCAGUAGUGCAUUAUUUGGAGCUUGCUUCUGCAAAAGCUCUUUGGAAAUGGGGAAAGUGGUUCAUCUCUGUGCUCCGUAUGCAAACGCUUCUUCAGUUGGCUUUCUCAUUCCUCCCCAUUUCAAUCAAACUAACAUAUUUGCAUGAAAACAAAAUGUUCCCAAAAUGCAGGUACAUUCACAUGGUCAGUGUUGCUAAUACAUCUCCUGCAAAAAUGGUGUAUGCCAACAAAUACGGUAUGUUUUAUUACCAGCCCACCGGUCAGUGUGUAUUGAUGUAAGUCACUUGUGAUGUGAAAGAAGAACCGCUUUUAAAAUAACAUUUUCCCUAGCUGUUGAUACACAACACUGACAAUUCAGCCAACUGCAAGCUUGCUCAUGACACUCCACUCACAAAGAGCAUGUUUUGCCAAUAUCACUUUUUAAUCUCACCCUUGAAAAUAGGAAAGAAAGGAUCUUCUUGGGAGUACUUAGGAGCUUUAGCUAUAUACACAGUGAAUUCAUUUCUCCCUGCAACAAAUUGCAAAAACAAACAAAUCGUACAGAUGUUCUAAAGCAAAUGCACAUAGCUUUGGGUAUCUGCACACAUAAAGAAUUUGCCUUUUGCUUCCUUGCAUAUAUUUAUUUUAACAGCAGUUGUUUGCAUUUUGAAAAUAUUACUGUACUGCUCAGGCCAAGGACUACAGUGAAUUGUUUGCUUUGCAAUUCUGGCAUAAUUAUGAGACAUUUCCAGUUUUGUACUGCUUGUACUUUCACUGAUGGUUCCCCAUUAAGAAAUACUUCUGUGUUUCCAAAAUUAGAUAACAUUUUUAACAUCUGUGCUUCUAGAGGAGACUAUGGAAGAAGGUUGCUUUGAAAAACCUAAAACAAAAAUAGGGAGGCUCAGGCCUUCCAGGCGUUCUGAAUGUUGACUUACAUCAAGUCCUAGCCAAUAAUCAUGCAGGAUGGGAGUUAUAGUUCAGCAACAUCUAAAAGUUUCCCCAUCCAUGUCAUGCAGCAAGGGGGUUAGUAAUAUGCUGUCUUUGAGCUAUCUGCACCCGACACCUGCUUCCUGAAUUAACUUAAUAAAACACGAAGAAUCACUCAUCGAAUUGUACCUUUCCUUUGGAUAGAGCAGUGGUUCCCAACAUUUGUCCUCCAAGUGUUCUGGACUUCAACUCCCAGAAAUCCUAGCCAUCUUACCAGAUGUUAGGGAUUAUGGGAGCUGAAGUCCAAAAUACCUGGAGACCCAAAAGUUGGGAACCACUGGGAUAGAGCAUAUACCGUAGUCUGUGUACUCCUGGAUUUUUUUUUAAAGUUAUGACAUUUUUUAUAAAAAGAGCUCAGUUUUGAUAGGAGAAAGUGCUAUGUAUUAUAGUAGAUCUUGGGAGUAGAAAACUGCCCCCUUCAAAAAUUACCCAGUCCUGUCCAAAGCAAGACAUGGAGAAUGCGGCACAAUAUAGACAACAAAAGUUUAUUGUGCUCUGAGCCUCUUUCUUCUCCGUAGUCUUCAUUAUGUGCAUUCAAGGACUACAGUCAGGUACCCAGUUACAUGCAUUACACUGGAGCUUGGGUCUGGGAUCUAAGAGCCCAAAUUCUGCUUGACUUAGAAAAUAUUCAAUGCAGAUUUGCACAACAUAUAUCUAACCAGCAAAACUGGGCAAAUCUGCCAGGCAAGCUGCACAAAUUGGGACUUUUUAUCAAAUUUCUGGCAGGCAAAAAUUAACCUGGUGUCCAACUGCACUUCUUCAUUUAAUAUCACAAGUGUGCAUUUGUUUAACAGCAUGUAGAUAUCUGAAACCGGUGGCUGUUUGCUGCCUUCAGAAGAAAUAAAUAUUACUUAACGCUUGGUUCUGAAACUGGAGCUAUCUUACUCUGUGUCUUAAGGUGCCAUAUUUCCUACUUACACAACUAAGCAUAUUUUUAUGUCUGCAGUUGUUUUUCCUGUAUUCUGUUCAAGAAAUAAGCUAGAAACAUACUGUGAUGAAAAUAAUUUUUUGUUGUAAUAUUCAGUGGCAACUGCAUCUGUGGCUGCCUGGUUCAGUUGUGUUUGAUUUAGAAUGUAUUUUCCUCCCAAGUUUUGGUGUGUUUCGCUCUGGGGGAUUUAAUUUGUUUCUUCAUCUUUAUUCUGUAAUACAACAGCUAAUAAAGAUGUGAAAUGAUAAUAAA